Messenger RNA from Lasiodiplodia theobromae, 711 nucleotides. Its product is annotated as Ribonuclease h1. The transcript has a single exon. Gene Ontology annotation, molecular function: RNA-DNA hybrid ribonuclease activity; nucleic acid binding. Bases 1 to 711 code for a protein of 236 amino acids. Lineage: Eukaryota; Fungi; Ascomycota; Dothideomycetes; Botryosphaeriales; Botryosphaeriaceae. Gene Ontology annotation, biological process: DNA replication, removal of RNA primer. The record is from RefSeq and is a predicted model, not a curated record.
AUGGCAGUCGAUCGUCGUGCCAACACUUGCACCCUCAAAUUCAAAGAUGACCAGAGCUCACAACGCCUCUUCACGCUGAGCAGCGGUCUCCAGACAGUCGAUGCAUUCACAGAGUCACUUGACUCACAACCGCAAGACCAGCCAUACUUGAAGGUUCCCCAUGACCCCGGAUGUCAAUGCGGCCGGCCUCACAGCCUGGAAAAUUCUCUCAUGGUCUCGGUAGACGGUGCUUGCCGUGGCAGCGGAACGCUUGCUGCCCAUGCCGCCAUUGGUGUCUUCUUCAGGAGUGGAUCGCCUUAUAAUCAAACGGCCAUAUACCUCGGAGGGGAGGUGAAGCAUACCAAGCAGCGUGCUGAACUUUACGCUGGAAUCAAGGCGCUGGAAACCGUCGAAGACCUCUUCUAUGGUCCCGAGAUGGCCGACCUAGAAGCCCUGGAUGACCUAGAGCUAGUGGUCAUCAAGACUGAUUCCGAGUACUUGGUGAAGGGAAUCACUGAGCGGAUCAACAUUUGGCAAGGCAACGGAUGGCUCAACAUGAGGGGUCUGCCUCUCGCCAACGCGGAUCUCUUUCAGCGCUUGGAUGAUCUUGUCGAAGAACUCAAGGAAGAUGACAUUACAGUCAAGUUCCUCCAGGUUCGUCGAGAGCUGAACGCUGAAGUCAGCGAAUUCGCCAACAGCGCCUUCAAUGGCAUCCGUUGGGAGUGCCGCUAA